Epinephelus fuscoguttatus (brown-marbled grouper) is the source of this 4807-nucleotide messenger RNA. Its product is annotated as protocadherin-18-like. The transcript has 4 exons. Gene Ontology annotation, molecular function: calcium ion binding. Gene Ontology annotation, cellular component: plasma membrane. The coding region runs from base 450 to 3983 and encodes 1177 amino acids. Gene Ontology annotation, biological process: homophilic cell-cell adhesion. The record is from RefSeq and is a predicted model, not a curated record. NCBI's taxonomy places the organism in Eukaryota, Metazoa, Chordata, Actinopteri, Perciformes, Serranidae.
UUGUCUUUCCCGGGAUGUGAAAAGGGGCCGUGGCUGUUGUACAAGUAGUUGGUUUGGGGCGGGUUAUUUUGGGCAAGUCUGUGUGCAAACGUACCUCAAACGGAGAGAGGGAGCGAAGGAGAGCGCACGGCGCACAGAACAGACGCAGGGAAGAGAGGGUGCACAGAUUUCAGUAGCAUUCAGCUGGUUCUCCGCAAACUGGACGCGCGCAACAGAUCUGUAUGACAAGGGAGACAAACACAAAUUCUUUUAUUGAAAUUAAAACAACUUGAGCGAGCAAACAUUUAACAAUCGAAUGUUUUUUCUCCGACUCACUACGUGGAGAGACAUGCAGCUGCUGAUUGAGGGAGCACGGCGUUUAGUAAAUUAAAUCCGGGAUUGACCUGCACUGCAUUUUGGAGUUAUUUUUGGGAUCCCUGUCUGGCUUCCACAAAAGGGAACCGGGAAAAAUGAGAGGACUAUUUCUGAUUAGGAUGUGGAAAGUUGUGGCUGUUUUAGCGGUGGCAACACAACACGUCACCGGUAAGACACUGAAAUAUCAGAUUCACGAGGAGCAAAAGGUUGGCACGGUUAUUGCUCGUUUAAAGGAAGAUGUCGCAGAUGUUCUGUCUAAACUUCCCAGCUCAGUGUCGCUCCGCUUCAGAGCCAUGCAAAGAGGGAGCUCGUCUUUCCUCGCGGUGCGCGAGCAGGACGGAGAAAUCAGCAUCAGGACCAAAAUUGACCGAGAGAAACUCUGCGAAAAGAAUCUCAAUUGUUCUAUUCAAUUCGACGUGCUGACGCUCCCCACGGAGCACCUGCAGCUGUUUCACGUCGAGGUAGAAGUGUUGGACAUCAAUGACAACGCACCUCAGUUCGCUCGCGCCAUCAUCCCCAUUGAGAUCUCGGAGAGCGCGGCCGUGGGAGCGCGCAUUCCCCUGGACAGCGCCACAGACCCAGACGUCGGGGAAAACUCACUGUACACGUAUGCCUUAGAGCCCAACAACUUCUUCAAGAUUGACAUCCAAUCCAGGACUGACGGAGCUAAAUACGCAGAGCUGGUGGUCCUCAGGGAGCUGGACCGGGAGGUGCGCUCCGCAUAUGAACUUCAAUACACGGCCUCUGACAGGGGCGUUCCCCCGAGAACGGGUUCGACUCUCCUCAAAAUCAGUGUCGCCGACUCAAAUGACAACAGUCCAAUAUUUGACAAGCCAUCGUAUGUCAUUAAUCUCCCAGAAAAUUCACCUGUUGGCACUCUGCUCAUUGACUUAAACGCCACUGACGCGGAUGACGGUACUAAUGCCAAAAUAGUCUACACAUUUAGCAGUCACGUGUCACCCAAAAUAAUGGAGACAUUCAAAAUUAACCCUGACAGCGGCCGCCUGACCCUCAUCAGGCGUGUGGACUAUGAGGCCAUUAACUCUUACGACAUUGACGUUCAAGCGCAGGACAUGGGUCCAAACUCCAUGCCAGCUCACUGCAAGAUACAGGUCAAAGUAGUAGAUGUGAACGACAACAAACCAGACAUCAGCAUCAAUCUCAUGUCCUCUCAGGGGAAUGGGGACGCAGCUUAUAUAUCUGAGGCUUCUCCUUUGGACACAUUUGUGGCUUUGGUGAGGGUGGAGGACUUAGACUCUGGGUUGAAUGGAGAGGUUGAGUGUAAACUUCACGGUCAGGGAUAUUUCAAACUGCAGAAGUCCUAUGAGAACAACUACAUGAUUCUGACCAACGUGUCUCUGGACCGAGAGAAGAGGUCAGAGUUCAGUCUGACGGUGGUUGCAGGGGACAGAGGGACCCCCAGUCUCUCUACUGUCAAACAUUUCACUGUGCAUGUAACUGAUGAGAAUGAUAAUCCGCCGCGUUUUGAAAAGGGCCAAUAUGAGAUCUUUAAAUCAGAGAACAAUGCCCCUGGAGCAUAUCUGACCUCCAUCAUGGCCACUGACCCUGACCUGGACGCCAAUGGACAGGUGAGCUACUCCAUCUUGGAGAACUCUGUUCAUGGUAGCUCCAUCUCAACCUACGUAACCAUUGACCCCUCUAAUGGCGCCAUUUAUGCACUGCGUACCUUUGAUCGUGAGGAUGUUAGUCGUAUCUCCUUUGUUGUGCAAGCCAAAGAUGCAGGGAAACCAUCACGGCUCAGCAACACAACAGUGAUUCUGAACAUCCUGGAUGAGAAUGAUAACCCUCCAGUCAUUGUGGUCCCCCAACUUUGGAACUUCACCGCUGAUGUGCCUGUGUCAAAGUUCACAGAGGUUGGACACUUAGUGACUGUGGUCAGGGCGACUGAUCGUGACACGGGGGUCAACGCUGAGCUCAUUUGUUCCAUCAUCAGUGGCAAUGAAGAGGGCUUCUUCAUUAUUGACCCAAGAACAUGUGAAAUCCAUGCCAAUGCCAGCCUGGAGAACUUCCCCCACGAGCAAGCUGAGCUGACAGUCAAGGUCAGAGAUCAGGGAAGGGAGAGCCUCAGUGCUAAGGCAGCACUUAAAAUCACUCUCUAUGAGAACAUGGAGAACCACGUCCAGGUGAUGAACCAGGGAGAGUCUUCCCUUGAUGUGUCCCUGAUUAUCAUCAUCUCCCUGGGGGCAAUCUGCACCAUGCUCUUAGUCAUCAUGGUGGUGUUUGCUGCACGCUGUAACCGGGAGAAGAAGGACACAAGGAACUCCUACAACUGCCGGGUAGCGGAGUCCACCCACCAGCACCAUCCCAAGAAGCCUUCGCGCCAAAUCCACAAAGGUGACAUCACCCUGGUUCCCACAGUCAACGGCACUCUGCCAAUCAGAGCUCACCACCGCUCACCUUCAACCACGCCCCCUAUGGACCGAGCCCAGAUGGGGAGCCGACAGAAUCACCACAGCCUAGUGACCAUCUCAUCCAAUCACAUUCCAGAGAGCUUUGCUCUGGAACUGGCACACGCAACUCCACCAGUGGAGCAAGUCUCACAGCUUCUGUCCAUGCUCCAUCAGGGCCAGUACCAGCCCAGACCCAGUUUCCGUGGCAACAAAUACUCCCGCAGCUACAGGUAUGCAUUACAAGACAUGGACAAGUUCAGCCUGAAGGACAGUGGCCGUGGGGACAGCGAGGCGGGGGACAGUGACUGUGACAUGGGUCGGGAAUCCCCUGUGGACAGACUGCUGCUGGGGGAGGGCUUUUCUGAUCUGAUACACCUCGAAAUGCACCAUCGACUUCACCCAGCUAUGAGACUGUGCACAGAUGAAUGUCGCAUCCUGGGACACUCUGACCAGUGCUGGAUGCCCCCCCUCUCCUCGCCCGCUUCCUCUGACUACCGCAACAACAUGUACAUCCCCGGGGAGGAGUCCUCCCAGCAGCCCCAGAUCGAUGAUGACCAGUCCUCUGUUGAGUCGGAGCGCCGCAAGAGCUUCUCAACUUUUGGCAAAGAGUCUGGAAGUGAAGAGGUGGGGGCAGGGGGAGUUGUAGCCGGAGGAGGAAGUGAUGCUUGCGCAGCUGGAGGAGGGGCUGGCUCCCUCCUCACAGAGAUGAACUCUGUGUUCCAGCGGCUCCUCCCCCCUAAUAUUGACACGUACGCUGAGUGCACUGAAACAAGCCCACCCUCGUCCUCAUCCACCACUGAGAGAGGAAGCGGCCGUGGUGGCAACAUUGCAAGUAACAAUGCUGUUCCUCAGGACAACCGGAGAGGGUUGUUGCCAGGUGGGAAAGGUCCUGCUUAUCCCCCAGGUGUGGCUGCAUGGGCAGCCAGUACCCAUUAUCUAAAUCCUGGAAGUGGAUCUGUGGGAACCAAUCAUGUCCCCUCUUCUUCCUCAUCCUCCACUUCCACUUCUGCCUCCACCAACGGACAGCUGCCACACCUCAAAUGGCUGCCAGCUAUGGAAGAAAUCCCAGAGAAUUACGAGGAAGACGACUUUGAUGGCGUCUUCCAUCAGGGUCACCAGGGUGGCAAGCGCAGUGAGAACCGCCAUGAGGCUGGCAUGGAUGCUAGUGAGCUGGUCCAUGAGAUCAACAAAAUGCUGCAGGAUGUCCGACAGAACUAGAGAGAGAGAAAAAGACAAGGCAUAGCAUGGUUUCACAUUUCACCACAUUCUGGCAAACGCUUGUUCUUUGUGCCAACAUAUGUAAACUUUAUGAUGACUGUUUUCUUGUUCACUGUAAUGCUUGUGUUGUUUAUUUUACCAAAUAUCCUCUUCACCACUCAGCACUGAGAGACUCACAGAGAAAAGUAAAACACGGCACUGAAGUUGUGAUUGAGGAGACUUUAAGGCAUCAAAGCAAGCGCGUGAAGAACAGAUUGCUCAGUUGUUAUUACACUCUCUCUGAAAGUUGCCUGAAUGGAUGAUUUCAAACGGAAAUCCACCAACAAAAACUGUACCCUUUCUUCAUUUGUGAUGUUUACAGCAGUGUGAACACACUCCACAGGGAGGAACCAACAGUGAUCUAAUUUCCACUUUUACAGUGUACAAUAUUGUACAGUGCCUGUUGAGAAAGCCAAACUCACUUGAAUAUUGUGCUGUCUCUUGUUUUGUUAUAAUGGAAUGUAACUGUACAAUUUAACCUUUGUAUUUAAAGAAAACACUCUUUUUUACUUCUCUAUAUUUAUAUGUGUCAAUGUAGGUUUGUACAGAAAAAGAAAACAAAUGUCUAUUUUUUUAUAUUUGUCACUGCAUGUCUGAAUAUCAUUUAAUGUGUGUCUUACUCUGCCCUGUUUAUUUUAUAAAAACACCUGUAUUUAAUUUUGGUAUUGAUUGUGUGUGUGUGUGAGUAUUAAAAAUUACCACAUUACAAUGCAGUUCCAUGUUGGAAGUUGGUUUUGUAUGGUAACAUUGUGACCAUUGAUGAUAAAUAAAGUGGAGGGAUUCAU